Molecule: messenger RNA, 828 nt
Organism: Limanda limanda (common dab)
Lineage: Eukaryota; Metazoa; Chordata; Actinopteri; Pleuronectiformes; Pleuronectidae
Product: histone H2A-like
Exons: 2
Coding region: 31-828 (265 amino acids)
Cellular component (GO): nucleosome
Molecular function (GO): protein heterodimerization activity; structural constituent of chromatin; DNA binding
Source: RefSeq, a predicted model, not a curated record
UUCUCUUAACGUGUUUUAAGGAACCAAUCUAUGUCCAUCAUGUCAGGCAGAGGCAAAACCGGCGGAAAGGCCAGAGCCAAGGCAAAGACCCGCUCUUCCCGCGCUGGGCUCCAGUUCCCCGUCGGUCGUUUUCACAGGCUGCUGCGUAAAGGCAACUACGCACAUCGCGUUGGUGCCGGCGCCCCCGUCUACCUGGCGGCAGUGCUGGAGUACCUGACCGCUGAGAUCCUGGAGCUGGCUGGAAACGCCGCCCGCGACAACAAGAAGAGCCGUAUCAUCCCCCGCCACCUGCAGCUGGCCGUCUGCAACGACGAGGAGCUCAACAAACUCCUGGGCGGAGUGACCAUCGCUCAGGGCGGCGUGCUGCCCAACAUCCAGGCUGUUCUGUUGCCCAAGAAGACCGAGAAGGCCCCCAAGUCCAAGAACCAAUCUACAUCCAUCAUGUCAGGCAGAGGCAAAACCGGCGGAAAGGCCAGAGCCAAGGCAAAGACCCGCUCUUCCCGCGCUGGGCUCCAGUUCCCCGUCGGUCGUGUUCACAGGCUGCUGCGUAAAGGCAACUACGCACAUCGCGUUGGUGCCGGCGCCCCCGUCUACCUGGCGGCAGUGCUGGAGUACCUGACCGCUGAGAUCCUGGAGCUGGCUGGAAACGCCGCCCGCGACAACAAGAAGAGCCGUAUCAUCCCCCGCCACCUGCAGCUGGCCGUCCGCAACGACGAGGAGCUCAACAAACUCCUGGGCGGAGUGACCAUCGCUCAGGGCGGCGUGCUGCCCAACAUCCAGGCUGUUCUGUUGCCCAAGAAGAGCGAGAAGGCCCCCAAGUCCAAGUAA